AUGACCAUAGCGGAAUUCUUGAACGGAGAAGAGGGUGGAGUGGAGAUGAUCUCGUCCCUCCCCACCUCCUACAACGUGGUGGAUCAACUCAAGCUCACACCCGUGAGUGCGAGUGUGUGGAACUACAUCAAGGACAGCGAUAAGGAUAGAAAGGAGUUGUUGGAGGCUUUAAAGAAGGGGGAUGAGGAGAACGAGGAGGGGGCAGCUGCUAUGCAAGGGGUGGCAAAGGUAGUGGCAGCCGCACCGGUGGAGGCUAAGGGGAAGGAGAAGGAGGCACCUAGAGCUAGUAACCUGUUUUUUCAGAUCCCACAGUGUGAUGUGUAUCUCGGGAAGCAUCGGGUGACCGCGAUAGUUGAUUCGGGAGCCUCUCAAACCGCCCUCUCCCACGUGAUAGCUAGAAAGCUCGGGCUACUACCGUACAUCCAGGAUACCACCAUAGAGUUCACCACCUCUAGCGGGGAGACUUCGAAGCCGUGGGGAGUUUUGCCGGACGUGCUGGUUAGAGUAGGGAAGCUGACUCUGCCGGUGGACAUUGCAGUGACGGGAGCGAACACAUACGAUAUGCUCCUAGGGCAGGAUUGGAUCUACUCGGCCAACGCGGAUAUCUUGACUAGUAAGGGGAAGAUAGUUUACCAAGUUAACACCACGGAGACCGACUCGGUCCCCAUCACCACAGGACCAUUGGGUGGUGGUGGCCGCCCCUCCUAUGUGCUCCUCCCCUCCCAUACAACCCACAGGAACAUCAACGAGGAGGAUGAGGAGCGCAUCAAGGAAUGGAUGGAGGAGCAGGACUUCCUCAAGUGGACGGAGGAGAGGAGGGUAGCCAUGGCAGAGGAGGAAGGGGGAAUGGAGUUGAACGCGGAGGAAGAGGAUGAGUACUACCUAUGGCUAAGGGAGCAAGAUGAGGAAGGGGAUAAGGAGGAGGCAUCGAGUGAGGAGGAAGAAGAGGAGGAGAAGGAGCUUAAGGUGGUGGAUGGAGAAGAGGAGGCUUGGGGAUAUGACUUUGGGAGCCCAACGGCGGAGGAGGCCAAGUGGGAGGGAGAUUCCAUGGUGGACGGAGAGGAGUAUUUGGAUUACGAGUGGGAAGAAGGGGAGCUGGUUUAUGAUAAGAGGAGGAAGCCGAUAAGCACGGACCAUUUCUUCGAGAUGUACAGCUACCCGGCAGCAGAGAAAUGGAAUUACGUGGCAGUCGAGAGUGGGGACGAGGGGAGGAUCAUCCUAGGUAGUUACUACACCCUCAAAAAGGAUGGUGCCUAG
This is a messenger RNA of Closterium sp. Naga37s-1, 1257 nucleotides long. The record is from the annotation of a GenBank genome assembly. NCBI's taxonomy places the organism in Eukaryota, Viridiplantae, Streptophyta, Zygnematophyceae, Desmidiales, Closteriaceae.